This is a messenger RNA of Rhincodon typus (whale shark), 2673 nucleotides long. It is a transcript of the gene fam3c, whose product is annotated as FAM3 metabolism regulating signaling molecule C. The transcript is spliced from 10 exons. The record is from RefSeq and is a predicted model, not a curated record. NCBI's taxonomy places the organism in Eukaryota, Metazoa, Chordata, Chondrichthyes, Orectolobiformes, Rhincodontidae. Bases 198 to 881 code for a protein of 227 amino acids.
GAUUCUGCCUGUGACCUGCAGGUGGCGGUGCCGGCGGAGGGCAGACUUUCCCGCUGGCGUUUGUUUCCGUUAAGAGCUCGGUCGCCAGUUGGAUCUCAGCGGAAGGAGCGAUCGGAGUUGGACAGGACCGGAGAGAGGGAGAUAUUGACAGUAAGCAUUUCAGCUGAAGAUCAGAUCAUAAAACUCAAGUUGGAGCAAUGAGGUUAUCAGGUUCCAUAAAGUUUAUGGUAGCUGGUGUUGUGUUUUUGCUUGUGGGUUAUUUCACACUGCAAAUAUUUGAAAUCAAAAUAGAUACAAAUUUGGGAGCAAUACUUGCCAGAUCACAAGCUGAAGUAGAAGUAAAACCAACAAAGCCACCAAAGUACAAAUGUGGUCUUGCAAAGCCUUGCCCUGAGAAGCAUUUUGCAUUUAAAAUGGCAAGUGGAGCAGCAAAUGUUGUUGGACCCAAAAUCUGUGUUGAAGACAAAAUAAUAAUGAGUGGUGUUAAAAACAAUGUUGGUCGGGGAAUGAAUAUUGCUACAAUAGAUGGCAAACUUGGUAAUGUAUUGGAAACUAAAGUUUUUGACCUGUGGAGUGGAGAUGUAAAACCUUUCAUUGAUUUCCUGAAGUCCUUGCAGGAUGGAACAGUAGUGUUAAUGGCUACUUACGAUGAUAGUGCAACCAAACUUAAUGAUGAAGCACGGAAACUUGUAAGUGACUUAGGAAGUUCCUCCAUCUCAAAUCUGGCCUUCAGAGACAACUGGAUUUUUGUUGGUGCAAAAGGAAUUCAAUCAAAGAGUCCUUUUGAACAGCUCAUAAAGAAUAAUAAAAAUACAAACAAAUAUGAAGGCUGGCCAGAAGUUUUAGAAAUGGAAGGAUGUAUUCCCCAGAAAAAAGACUAAAAGCCAUCUACUCAACAGCAAAAAUGUUAUUUUGCAUUUAUGAUUUUCUUUGUUUUGUGUUGUCUAUUUCUCAAAGCCAAUUUUAUUCCAAAAUUACAGAUUUAAUUGGGAACUUAGUAUCUUCGCUCAGAAAUGGGAGAGUUAAGCUAUUUCUCUUAGUGCUUGGAGUUGGUCCAGUAAUGCUUUUGCUUAAAUUUUGUACAAAAAAGAAUCUGCUCAAUCUACUAGUAUCUGAAUCUGGCAUCUAUAUUUGAAUGAAGAAGUAAGUGUUCUUUCUUUGUAACAAAUAUUUUGUUCAGCUGGUUUUUCACAAGUCUGCUUGAAGUUUAAAAAUGGAUUCACUCUAGAAUUUGUUUCAGACAAAUUACAAUGAAUGGGAUUAAAAUUAAUCAGAAAUUUGCUGUCCAUCAUGUUUUCUUAAAGGAUGAAUUUCAAUAAUUCAUUGUGUUGCCGUUUGCUAGCCUGCAAAGAUACAAUGCAUCAUGGCAAACGAAAUAUUUUGUUGACAUUUCUUUGUACUUGAAAUUGUUCUUGGAAAUCCAAUGGGUUAAAACUGAAGUUUUGGGGCAGCAUUCAGAAAUGACUGUCAUCAACUGGUCAAUAGAAAUUACAAUAAUAACUUAUUGUUAUUAAAAUAGAUGAUCCACUAAUGCAUGCAAAAGAACCCAGGGCUCUAACCUCAAGUGUUGUUUUCUUUGUCUUUUCAUUGUAAUAAGUUCUGCUUAUACUUUUCUAAUUGAGUGAAUUUAGGUUGUGAUGCAAUGAAAGGUAAUGUUUGGCAUUAUUUAUUUAUUGAAUUUUUUUUGUUUUUUUUUAAAUAACCUUGUGGGAAUGGAAGCAAUUCAAAAAAAAAUUUUUGAUGCUGACCACCAAUACAGCAACUUUAUGUUGCUUCUACAAUGAAGUACAGCCUUUAUAAGUUAUACCUUGCCAUGUCAAGCAAAGCUCAUCAGUUUUAGUAGAGUGAUUGAUUGAUUGUCAAAAUUUUGUGUUUAGAAUUAACAUUUGACAUUCUUGGAGAACACUGGUCCAAAAGUCUGCAAGAGAUUUUGUCAUCUAACCAAAGGGGGAAAUGAUUCAUGCAGGAAAUGCCUUUUUUAAAACUCAUAUGCAGCAACAGAAAUAAUAAGUUGUCAAACAAAAAUGUGCAAAAAUCUAAAGACCUCAAGGUUCCAAUUUGAUUGUCAGUGUGUAAUAUAAAUUGAAAUGUAAGAAAAUGCACACUUAAUAGUAAUCCUUUGUGGAAGAAUUUUUGUUCAGAACCAAGAACUUUUGUUACAUGAAUAGUUCUCCAAGACCAUUUAUAGAAUUGGCUAUUGAGAAAAUCCUGUGCAGACAAAUUACAACAAAGGCCACUAUGCACUUUUGUAAUGAUGCAAACACAAGCUAUUCAAUGUAAAGUGUGAUUGCUUUUUUGCUUGAUUCUGUUUACUUUAAAAUAAAUCUCCAGCCCCGUGUACAAAAUGUUAGGUUCGUCACUUUCUCUUGUGAUUGCGAGCAAGCUACUGUUUAAUUGUGAAUAUUGAUGAAAUAAUUAGAAACCACCUCUCCAUACAGAAGGCAAAUGUAAAUAGAGGUAAAACAAAAUGUUCACUUGUGUUUUUUGGAAGGGGCAUGGAAUUUUCCACUCAUUUUCUAAAUCGCAAGUUUUCUGCUUUUACAAAUUGUAAAAGAUUAGAAAAAAUGUGUAAAAAUCUGGCCUUCUUUAUAUUGUAAUGAGUUUUAAAAACAACUCGAAUGGAAUUCAAAUUAAGAAUGUAAUAUAGAGAUAAAUAAAUUAAUUUGAAAUUUC